Parastagonospora nodorum SN15 is the source of this 324-nucleotide messenger RNA. RefSeq lists its product as hypothetical. NCBI's taxonomy places the organism in Eukaryota, Fungi, Ascomycota, Dothideomycetes, Pleosporales, Phaeosphaeriaceae. The transcript is spliced from 2 exons. The record is from RefSeq and is a predicted model, not a curated record. The coding region runs from base 1 to 324 and encodes 107 amino acids.
AUGGCAUGGCAUGUUCGUUUGGCGCAGGUUGGGAAUGGCGCAAUGCCACAUCGCGCGGCCACCGAAAAAAACCCAAUGGCUCGCGCCCUGCCGGCCGAUCCGAGCACCCCUGCACCUAGUCCUCUCGCAUCGACAUCACGCUCUACGAUCAGCCCUUCACCAAACCUGGCUCCUACGCACUCCACAUUUGCACGACCCACCAUUCUUCCUCGAGACAUUUCGCGCAGCCACAUCACCCCUGGCCCUUCGCUUCUGCCACACAUCACCACAUCGGGCUUGUUCGUUUUCGUGCUGUCGAUUGCAGUCAUCGUCGAUGCGGGAUGA